This is a messenger RNA of Botrytis porri, 2131 nucleotides long. RefSeq lists its product as uncharacterized. Bases 408 to 1730 code for a protein of 440 amino acids. The transcript has 5 exons. The record is from RefSeq and is a predicted model, not a curated record. NCBI's taxonomy places the organism in Eukaryota, Fungi, Ascomycota, Leotiomycetes, Helotiales, Sclerotiniaceae.
CAUGACUGCAUGUUCAUCUCGACGUUGAUAAAUCAAUACAUGCAAUGCACAGACUUUACCAACGCUAUUAAUUGAUCUUUUUCGGUAGUCGAUGCAGAAUUUUAUGGCGCAGUACACCCGACACCAUCAAUAAUAACCCACCACUUAUCCUCUUUACCGAACUAUGGCUCUGAUGAUGUACUUCCUUUGCCUCUUGAAGCAAUAGAUAUUAACAGCCCUACAGUGACAUCCAAUAACAUUUCAACAUGCAAGAAGGUUGUUGCUAUUUUCUACUGAUAAGUGCUGGAGAAUAGUGGCAAAUAGGAAGUCCAGGUCUGGUCAGCAAUGCACUCCCAAGACAUUGUACAUGAGAUAUUUCAAGGUCUGCAGAGCAUCGGGGGCGGAGAGUUUUUAGAUGUGCUCAAUUUAUGAGGCAUAGACUCAUGGGCAGGCCACCUCAAUGCUCAAACUCAAAAAAAAACUUCAUCUUUAUUUUUCUUUAUCUAUAUAUCCUCUUCUUAUGCCCUUCUAGCCCUUGUUCGCUUGCUGUCAUAAAUCUGCUAUCAAAAACUUCAGUUUUUCUGAAUACAUCAUUCUUGACGAUAUCGAAAGUCUUAACGGAAGACUGUACUGGUAUUGAGGACUUGGAACUUCUCGACUGGUUUAAAAUGAACACUUUAACGCCAAAUCCAAUAGUCAACUAUGAAACUUUCAUAGGUGUAACUUGGGGCUGUACUGCAAUUUCCUUCCUUUUUAUAACUUUCAGAAUCUGGGUUAGAAUUCGAACCUUUAGACGUCUUUCACCUGAUGACUUCUGCGUCAUUGUGGCCUGGCUACUUCUUCUUUCCUGUGCGAUCAUUUGUCAGAAGAUUAGUAGAGACAUGUAUGAGAUGCUUGGGGUCUUGAACGGAGUUCUCCUUCCUCCACCGAAAGGAUUCGAAAAGCAUGCCGAGAGAUUUCUACGAGGCUCUGCGGCCGUAUAUGUACUCUAUUACUGUACAUUAUGGCUUAUCAAGAUAUCUUUCCUACUUUUCUUCGGGCGACUCUUGGAGAACGUGGACUCCUAUGUCUGGCCACGACGUAUUGUAGCCAUAGUUGUGUUUGCAUCUUGGAUGAUAUGUAUUGGGAUAAUUCCCUAUUCAUGUUUGAUACCAAGCUUUGCAAAAAUUUCAGCUACCUGUCUAUCUAGGUCUGCAAUCAGAAUCCAACGUUUUGCACUCGGACUUGGUUGCGGACUGGACGUCUUGACAGACGCAAUGAUUUUGGCUAUUCCUAUCAGUAUGUUGUGGACUGUACGCUUGAGCCGAAAACGAAAGUUAGCAUUGGCUGGUAUUUUCUCACUCGUCAUCAUAACGAUAAUCUUCUCCAUCGUUCGCCAAUCCGUUGUAAGCUCGUACUCGCAUCAAUUUGAGGAGAGCUGGCUUUACACGUGGAGUCUCGUAGAGCAGACUGUUACUAUCAUAAUUGCAUGUCUUGCUUCAUUUCGUUCUCUAUUCGCCCGCAACAACCCCGUGCAACCGACUCCUCCAAAUCCAUGUGAGAGGUAUCCGAUUGAGGGAAAUAAGAAAACCCAAAAGCGAUUUUUUCAUAUCGACUUCAGCCUCAUAUCUGGCUUGACAGCUCCAUCUACAAAUGCAGACAUAAUGAAGACGGCCUCUGGUGGUAAUGAAUCAGAAGAUAUAGUGCUUCAUCCUCGAAAUAUUCACCUACAACAAGACGUGGAGCUCCGAUCCUCCGAGUCGCAGGUCUAAAUAUUCUGGGAGAUAUUGUUAUUGACGCUUGGGGGCGCAAUUGAAGAUCGAAGUUGUUUAAAAUUUCGAAAGCUGGGGGGUGUCCCGUCAAUCCAUACACCCAUUGGUAUACCAUUGAGAUGAGCCGAUUUAUUACUGUACUUUGUUCCUUCUUGCAAUCAAGUACUUUUUCAAGAUAUAAUAUUCCUUUUUCUUUUCAUAAUUGUUCUACUUGUUUUACACGAUCUUAGAGAGAAAUUGAAAGUUGCUUUGGUUCUGCACAAUAAAAAUCUUACUACUUGGAUGUUAACAUCAAAGUACCUCAUAUGGUACCAGACUACCUUGCUAAGUGAAAUAUACAAUGGGCUCUCUCUUAUAACGCAUGCUCAAAUAAUUCUUACUGCUCAAAGAUUAUCGGCUGA